AUGGGUCGUAGUGACACCAAGUCGAUUGAGCAACUGGUGGAGCUGGUGAAGCAGAAGAACGGAGAACACCCUGUGGUCGUCUACUCCAAAACAUGGUGCCCAUACUGCAUGGACGUGAAACGGCUCCUUUCCAAGCUUCACACUAACAUGCUGGUUGUGGAGCUGGAUGAACUAGUGGAGGAAGACGAGCUUCAACAAGCUCUGUAUGAUCUCACAGGCCAGCGCACCGUUCCCAACGUCUUUAUUGGUGGAAAGCACAUUGGCGGCUGUGAUGCAACGGUGUCAUUGCACAUGCAGGGCAAGUUGGUUCCUCUGCUGGCUGAAGCAGGUGCUAAGGAGUGA
Molecule: messenger RNA, 342 nt
Organism: Closterium sp. Naga37s-1
Lineage: Eukaryota; Viridiplantae; Streptophyta; Zygnematophyceae; Desmidiales; Closteriaceae
Source: the annotation of a GenBank genome assembly